GUCAUCUCAUCAUUGUCAGUUUAUCAAUGGCUUAGUGCCACCUAGAUAGCCAUAAUAUUUUUUAACAAAUAAAAAAUUGUUAUUUCCAUGGAUGUUGUUAUUGUUUGCAAGUGUUUGUGAAUUUUAUUAAUGCCUAAUAAAAUCUUUUCAACAUGGCUUUGAAAAAAGUCAAAGGGAAUUUUGAAAGAAUGUUCGAUAAAAAUCUUACGGACCUAGUUCGGGGUAUACGAAAUAACAAAGAUAAUGAGGCAAAAUACAUAGCACAAUGUAUGGAAGAAAUAAAAGUAGAAUUGCGUCAGGAUAACAUAGCGGUGAAAGCAAAUGCAGUUGCCAAAUUGACAUACCUACAAAUGCUUGGGUAUGACAUAUCAUGGGCAAUAUUCAACAUAAUAGAGGUUAUGAGUUCCAAUAAAUUUACUUAUAAGCGUAUUGGAUAUUUAGCAGCAAGUCAAUCAUUCCAUGCCGACUCAGAACUGCUCAUGCUCACAACAAAUAUGAUUCGGAAGGAUUUAAAUGCUCAAAAUCAAUAUGAAGCAGGCCUUGCACUUAGUGGACUUAGCUGUUUUAUAUCUCAUGAUUUAGCAAGAGAUCUUGCCAAUGAUAUUAUGACACUGAUGAGCUCAACAAAACCAUAUCUGAGAAUGAAGGCUGUACUUAUGAUGUACAAGGUAUUUCUAAGGUAUCCAGAAGCACUGAGACCUGCAUUCCCUAAACUUAAAGAGAAAUUGGAGGAUCCUGAUCCUGGUGUACAGUCAGCAGCAGUGAAUGUAGUCUGUGAACUAGCAAGAAAGAAUCCUAAGAAUUAUUUGUCUCUUGCACCUGUCUUUUUUAAGUUAAUGACCACAUCUACCAAUAAUUGGAUGCUCAUUAAAAUCAUAAAACUGUUUGGUGCCUUAACCCCAUUAGAGCCCCGACUUGGCAAGAAACUGAUAGAACCAUUAACUAAUUUAAUACAUAGUACGUCAGCGAUGUCUCUGUUAUACGAGUGUAUCAACACGGUGAUAGCUGUGCUGAUCAGCAUCAGCAGUGGCAUGCCCGGUCACGCGGCUUCGGUGCAGUUGUGCGUGCAGAAACUCAGGAUACUCAUUGAGGACAGUGACCAGAAUUUAAAGUAUUUGGGCUUACUGGCAAUGUCCCGAAUACUGAAGUCUCACCCAAAAUCAGUGCAAGCACACAAAGAUCUGGUGUUGGCAUGCCUGGAUGAUAAGGACGAGUCUAUUAGACUUAGAGCACUUGGAUUACUAUAUGGAAUGGUAUCGAAGAAGAAUUUAAUGGAAAUCGUGAAGAAGUUGAUGAUGCACAUGGAGCGCGCAGAAGGUACUCUUUACCGCGACGAGCUACUCACGCGUAUGAUCGAGAUUUGCUCACAAAACAACUACCAGCAUGUGGUGGACUUUGAGUGGUACGUCACCGUGCUAGCAGAACUCACCGAAAUGGAGACGAGUGCUAAACAUGGCGCGGCGCUGGCGCGGCAGCUGACGGAGGUGGGCGCGCGCGUGGCGGCGGUGCGCGGGUUCGCGGCGCGCGAGUGCGCGGCGCUGUGCCGGCGCUGCGCGGGCGCACCGCCCGGGCCCGCCUCGCGCGAGGUGCUCUACGCCGCCGCCUACGUGCUCGCCGAGUACUGUCAGGAGGAGGCGGUGAUGCGCGAGUCGGUGUCGCCGCUGCUGGUGUGCGCGGCCGUGGGCGGCGCACACAUGCGCGCGCGCGCCGUGUGCGUACACGCCGCGUUCAAGCUCACCGCGAAGCUGCUACACUGCUACGAGAAGCGAGGAGACCUUGACGCUGCUAUAUCCGUAGUCCGCGAGGCGCUGGCAGGCUUGCGGCCGCUGCUGUGCAGCGAAGACAUGGAAGUACAAGAACGUGCACAUAACGCGACAGCGCUACUCUCUUUGUUGCUGCCUCGGCUCGGCGCUACCGACGGUGACGGUGACCUUCCUCAUGUCGUCGACGGCACACUAGUCGACCAUGAACAGAGCAAUGGUUUGGAGAAACAGACAAAUGGUGAGAAUGUAAACGGUGAGGAGUCGCACGGCUUCAGCGGCGGUUUAAUUGAGGAGCUCGUCGACUUGUUUGAAGGCGAAUUGAAACCUGUCGCACCGAAAGCACAGAAAAAAGUUCCCAUGCCUCCAGACUUGGACCUGAAUCAAUGGUUAUCUCGCGAUCACUGGUCGUCCGAGAGCUCUAGCUCGGAGGAGGAGGCUGAUGGCGGCGCGGUGUUUGCGGCGCCGCAGCCCGACCCCAGACCCACAGCGCAGUUCACUCCUGAAGAACUGCAGAUGUUACGGGAGGCACGCCGUCAGGAGCAAGCGAACAAUCCGCAUUACCUGAAGGACGAUUCCCCGCGCUCCUAUCAACAAGAGGAUGUACCCAUCGCAGAGAUUGCACUAGAAGUGCCAUUACAAAUACAAUCCAAAAGAUCUGAUAAGUACUUAAUCUCAAAAGAAAGUUCAAAGAAAACCAAGAAAGAAAAACGAUCUUCUAAGAAACGGAAGAGCAAAAAAGACAAACAUUCCUCUGAGUCAGAUAGUGAUGACGGUGAGGAAUCAAUCCGUCGUCCAGCAGUGGACGCUGGCGGCGAGUUGCCGGAUGGCGCGGCGCCGUCGGACGACGAGCCGCCGCCGCCACACGACGACCCGCACCGCGCACUCGAUCUUGACCUUGACUUACCCCUAAGGGAAGAAGAAUUGUUAACGUCCAGAAUCCAUCAGUAUCCAUCGCCAGAAAGUGGUUUACUGGCAAAGAAAUCUAAAGAAUCUAAAAAGAGCAAAUCCGCCAAAAAGGAAUCCACUGAAAAAUCAGUCAAGAAAAAGAAAGAAAAGAAGUCUAAACAUGACAAAAAAGUAGAUUUAAUGUUAUCAGAAUCUACUAAAAGUUAUGUAAAUGAAGGUUGGCUUAUAGACGAUUUAAGCAAAUCUAAUGAAAAAACCGCAACGAAAGCAAGUGAUAAUGAUAAAGUCCUUAUUGACAACCACGUGAAGAGCAGUAAGACUGAGAAAAAUAAAAAGUCAAAGAGAGAUGCGAAAGAAAAAGAUUCCAAGAAAAAAAAAUCGUCCAAAAAAGAUAAACAUGAAACAAAGAUUGGUUAUGAGGAAGCCUUAGGAAUUUCAACACCAAGCAAAGAAGUUAUAUAGUGUACAGUUUAAAUUAAUACGUCCCUGAUCCUUGUCACAUUAUUCAUGCCCGUCUCAGUGCAAUCGUUAAUUUGAACAACUUAGUAAUAACUUUUGUUAUAAUUAGUUCAAUAUAUUAUAUAUGUUUAGUAGGCCUUUUUCAUUAAUAUUUCAAAUGAAACCAUGACCAUUUAAAUGAAUAAUAAUGUAUCAUUUCCAUAAGUCUAUAUUGUAACAAAAGAAAAGCAAAAUAUAUAAUCAUGUACAAUUUAUUAAAGUGAUUAAAUAAAUAAAAAGAG
This is a messenger RNA of Galleria mellonella (greater wax moth), 3409 nucleotides long. RefSeq names its product AP-3 complex subunit delta (gene garnet). The record is from RefSeq and is a predicted model, not a curated record. Lineage: Eukaryota; Metazoa; Arthropoda; Insecta; Lepidoptera; Pyralidae. The transcript has 19 exons. Gene Ontology annotation, biological process: synaptic vesicle budding from endosome; anterograde synaptic vesicle transport; synaptic vesicle membrane organization. Bases 153 to 3131 code for a protein of 992 amino acids. Gene Ontology annotation, cellular component: AP-3 adaptor complex; presynaptic endosome; terminal bouton.